UUCCCAUGAGCUCCUGCGACUGUGCGUCCGUUUGAUUCGAUCGCCAUUUUGGGAUUACGUUUGUAUUGAAUGCGACAGUUGCAAAAUUUUGUAGGGCACCAAAAUGUCUCGAUAUCGAGAUUCGGGGUCAUCUGAUGCUAAGUUAUAUGUUGGAGACUUAGGAUCGUCGGCGUCCAAACAGGAACUUGAAGAAGCGUUUUCGUAUUACGGCCCUUUGCGCAAUGUGUGGGUCGCUCGUAAUCCACCCGGCUUUGCGUUUGUGGAAUUUGAGGACGUGAGAGACGCAGAAGAUGCAAUUCGGGGAUUGGAUGGAAGAACUAUAUGUGGCAGAAGAGUUCGUGUAGAAAUGUCAAAUGGCAUAGGUGGCAAAGGUGGCCGAUUCAGAGGUUCAGUACCACGACGAGGUCGGCCAUUUCACCCAGAAGACAGGUGCUACGAAUGUGGGGAGCGAGGCCACUAUGCCCGUGAUUGCUACAGAUACCGUUCUCGUAGCAGUGGACGGCGCAGGUCAUACUCACGUAGUCGUUCACGUUCAAGAUCAAGAUCACGUAGCCGCAGCAGGUCACGAAGCCGUCGUUCAAGAACAAGAUCAAGAUCUCACAGCCGCUCGAAGACACCUAGGUCACGUUCUCGCACUCGCAGCCCAGCUCGUUCUAGGACACCGCGCUCACGAAGCCGCAGUGGAAGCAGGGCACGAGAUUCUCCUGAUCGCAAUGGGGAUGUUAACACAAAUGAACGGGAUUGAUUGCUUUGCUUUAACACUCAUCUUGGACCUUCUGGUGAUUGCUGGGAGGCAUCUAGACAGCUUGGAACUUCCAGAUUAUAUUUUUAAGUCACUCUUGUAAUGCUUUUAAAAUGUUCCAGCACUUGUUUGACUAAAGAAUGAAUUAGGCUAAGCUUUAUUACUUAAUGUUUCUCCAUAUGUUGUAUUGAGUACUACUUUUGCGGUACUCACUGUCAGUGUUAGAUUUGGACAUGCAUUUUGUAAACAGUGUACCUUUUAUAGGUUCCUGUGAACAAAUGCAGCAGGUUUGUAUUUAAAAACACAUUCUAUACUUUUCUUAUAAACUAUUGAGUGGUAUCAGCUCGUAUACUCACAUGAAGUAUAGUUUCCUAUAGUGUGAUUUGA
Messenger RNA from Schistocerca americana (American grasshopper), 1129 nucleotides. RefSeq names its product serine/arginine-rich splicing factor 7-like. Bases 104 to 745 code for a protein of 213 amino acids. Gene Ontology annotation, molecular function: RNA binding; zinc ion binding. Gene Ontology annotation, cellular component: nuclear speck. The transcript is spliced from 6 exons. The record is from RefSeq and is a predicted model, not a curated record. Lineage: Eukaryota; Metazoa; Arthropoda; Insecta; Orthoptera; Acrididae. Gene Ontology annotation, biological process: mRNA splicing, via spliceosome.